Messenger RNA from Candida dubliniensis CD36, 741 nucleotides. RefSeq lists its product as uncharacterized. The transcript has a single exon. Lineage: Eukaryota; Fungi; Ascomycota; Pichiomycetes; Serinales; Debaryomycetaceae. Bases 1 to 741 code for a protein of 246 amino acids. The record is from RefSeq and is a predicted model, not a curated record.
AUGAAUGCUAGUAUAUAUUUACAGUCUUUUGGAUGGAAAGAAGGAGAAGCACUAAAAAAGGGAGGGUUAAAGAAACCAAUUCUUGUAAAGCAUAAGAAAGACACUAAAGGAUUGGGUCAUGAUACAAAUGAUUCAGAUAUGUGGUGGGAGAAACUAUUUGACGGUCAGCUAAAGAACUUGGAAGUGAAUAACAAUAAUAAGAAUGGGGAAGUGUCAUUUCAAACAAAUGAAGAAAAAGUCGUCAAUGCGUUUCAGAAAUCAAUAUCGCCAUUAUAUAAAAUGUUCGUGAAAGGCGAAGGGUUAGAAGGCACUGUAGGGAAAACUGAUCACACAAAGGAAAGUCAUAGAGAAAUAUCUUCAUCCAAAGCAUUAGAGGAGAUGGAAAAGCUAACGAAGAAAGAUACGUUUUCUGAAAAUAUCAAAGACAGUGAUAGUUCCAAUAAUGAAAAGGAAAGGAAAAAGAAGAAAUCAGACAAGAAAAUCAAGGAUGUGAAGAAAACUAAGCAAGACAAACUGAAAGUGUCUUUAAACAGUAAAAGUGAUAAAGAGAAGAAGAAGAAAUCCAAAAAGAAGUCUAAAGAUAGUAUACUAUCUAAACAUGAGAAGGAAAAGAAGCUACUGAAAUCAAGUAAAAGCAAAAAGGAUAAAGACACAACUUCAAGUAAAGAUUCUAAGAAGAAGAAGAAGAGGAAAUCUGAAAGUAAAGAUGAAACAUCAAAAUCAAAGAAAAGAAAAGUAUAA